Messenger RNA from Podarcis muralis (Common wall lizard), 2292 nucleotides. The record is from RefSeq and is a predicted model, not a curated record. NCBI's taxonomy places the organism in Eukaryota, Metazoa, Chordata, Lepidosauria, Squamata, Lacertidae.
UCUGACAUGAGGGUUAUAGCUAACAGUGGAGAACAAGAGAAACAGAAGUACUGAAUUUUGGUGGCCCAGGGCACGCCGUAUCAGAUGCUUGAGGUGUUAUCCUCAGGUGGUAUUAAGUGGGUCUACACAAAGGCAUAAAGAGAUUUUGUAAAUAGUCAAUUGUCACAGGCUGCAAUUUUUUGCAUUUCAUUGCCGUUUGACUCCACUGUGUACACACCUCUUUAUUUUGAGGGUUGCCUUGUUCUGCUCACAAUCCUGUGUCUUUAACAACUGCAGUGACAGGGAAAGCUUUGCCUGCUGAGUUGCUUUUCACAACUUACCUAACCUUUCCCCAUUCUACUUUCUCAGGCUGCUGAUGGCGUCGAUGGAAGCCCUGUAUGCUGCUCUGCAAGAUCAGAUCCAGUCCUUUGAGGGACACAUAAGAAGCUGCCAGCAAGCUUUUGAAAUUGACACCCUUUACAAUGUGUUGCUGCUGCUGUCCCCUGAUGCAGAUAUCCAGAGCCUUGAGCAGCUGGAAAAGCUUGUUGAGUCCAGGGAGCAGGAUGGACAGGAUAGAGUGAGGAUCACAGCUGGCUGUGAUAAGUGUGACAUUGCCAGCUACAUCUCCUGGUUUGUCACCUAUGUGCGGUACCUGGGCUCCUUGAAAGGGUCAUUUGACACCAAGGUUGUGUUUCCAUUGUGUGAAAACCUAUACGUUAAUGAUGACUCGCUUGAUGCAUUGAACUUUGGACACAGGAGAGGACAUGGCCUUCGUGCCCCAGCAUCCGUUGCACGCACAGCCAAGCAGUUGUUCUCUGUCAGGAGGAAAUGGGCUUUGCUCCUGAAAGGGGACACAAUUGAUGCACAGUUUUUCAGCCCCCAAAGCUGGCUUGAUGUGCAGGGCUUUGGCAGCGCCUGUCCCUUUGGGAAGGUCUUGAGGUUGGUUCCUGACCUCUUUCACAAGGGCUUGGCUACUGCCAAGCUUGCCAGGCUGUGGGUGGAGCGCCAUGCCAGCAACCAUGGCACCCGCCCAGUGCCCUCAGAUCUAGGCUCAACCGAGAGAGGCAAAGGACUGGCUGCGGACAGCUUGGAACACCAUGGAUACAACAGCUCCGUUUGCCAGCCUGGGCUACCCCAAGCCCAACAUGAUUGCUUGGAGGUUUGGCCGCCGCCGCAAGCCACCAGCAGCAGGUGCAGCAAUGAGAGGGGCAGCUCCAUGAGAAGUGCCAGCCAGGGAAGGAACGAGCUGCACGAGAUCCAUGGGGAACUCAUGUCCCUGUGGCGGGAGGAACGUUCUCUGAGCUUGGAAGCAGAGAUUCAGGAAGUAAACCAGAGCAUUUCCAACCUGCGGCAUCACCGAAUGGCUAAGGAAAGGGAACUGGAAGCCCUUGAGCAGCAACUGGAGAAAGACCAUUUGAGUGUGCCCUGCCCACAGCGCCAGGCUGUUCUCUGUGAGCUGGAUGCCUUGGGGAGGCAGCUGAGGCUGGAAGAAUACCGCAAGAGCAUCCUGCAAGGUGACUGGCUGCUAGAGUUGGAGGUCAGGCCAGUCCUUAUGCGACCAAUAAAUACACUGCAGGAACGCUUCCAGGGGCUUGCACAGCUAUUGCAGGGUAGGGAAGAGGUUCCCCUGGAUCUUCAGCUCGCCAAUGAAACAUAGACUCUCCCUUCUGCUUGGUUGCCUGCCUCUCAGAUGAAGGUCAACUUGCUUCUGGGUGCAUCACUUAAUAUAUACCACCUCAAGCCUAGCUUCCGUUAGGUUGAUCGCUGCAAUGUAUUUUACUUUGGGCUGCCAUUCAUGACUAUCCAGAAGCUCCAUUCAGUGUGAGACACAGUGAUCCAUCUCCUGUCACAGGGAGCAUUUUAAACCACUGUUCCAGUAUUGGUAACGGCUUUCUGUGAUCCUCUGGGUGCAAUUUGGGGUGUUAGUUUUAACCUGUAAAGUUCUAAAUGACUUGGGGCUAACAUACCUAAAGGUUGCACAACAAUUAUGGAACUCUGUCUUAUUGUAAAGUCAGUGAAACCAAAGCUUGAACAGUUAUUUGGAAGCAUUGUGAAGCCUUUUUGAAUGAGGUAGCUUGGGGAGGCAUGAUUUAAGCUGGUAGAGCAAGGGUGGGAAAUCUGCAGCCCUCCAGAAGACUCCAACACCCAUCAUUACUAACCAUUGGGUAUGGGAGUCAGAGUUGGGAAUCCAACAACGUGUGGUAGAGAGUUUGGAUUUUUAACUUCUUCUUUUUUACACUUCAGUUGGUGUUCUAGUUUGGGAUGGGGUAGAUUAUAUAUAUUGAUUGCUAAAUAAAACAAUUUGGCAUGGUG